CUCGCCAGCCGCUAACCACUCCUCCGUCGCACUUCACAGCAAAAGCAGGUUCGUCUGGCUCGGCAAAAGAAGCAACUAUGGCUAAUAUGAGUGCGUCGUUUGUCCUUGCGUUGGGAUUGGUGCUGGGUGCCUCUGCACAGUACGAAAGCCACGCCAGAAUUCCGGAACCGAGGAUUAAUCGUGCCGUGACGGAGACCGCGACGAGGACGAACACGGUAACGCACACAUUCCGCGUGACGACGACGAGCGACAUCUGGGUGACGGAGAGCACCUUCGUGGAGCUCCCCGUGACGGUGUACACGACGGAGCGCGACUACGUGCCCGAGGUGCCCAGGACGGUGACCUCGGUGCUCAGGGUCACCACCACACCGGUCUUCGUAAAAACCGCCGAGGAUUUCGUGAAUCCCUCCCGAACCUUCGUUUCCGUCUACACAAGCUUUGUUACCACCACCGAGACCGUUAAAUUCUGGCAGAGCAUCUAUCACGUCUCUACUGAUUACCAGAUAACGACAUUGCCAGUCUGGACUACACAAGAACUUGUCCAGCACAUAGUCACCACCACAACUCGUUACGUUACCAGCGUCGUUACUGCUACGCAAGCAAUCUACGGAUAGUAAUCCAUAACGCGUACUUUGCAAUAAACGUUGCUUCUAAAUUGUUUAAAGUA
Penaeus chinensis is the source of this 667-nucleotide messenger RNA. RefSeq lists its product as uncharacterized. The transcript is spliced from 6 exons. Bases 78 to 614 code for a protein of 178 amino acids. Lineage: Eukaryota; Metazoa; Arthropoda; Malacostraca; Decapoda; Penaeidae. The record is from RefSeq and is a predicted model, not a curated record.